Messenger RNA from Aedes albopictus (Asian tiger mosquito), 3862 nucleotides. Its product is annotated as glutamine--fructose-6-phosphate aminotransferase [isomerizing] 2. Lineage: Eukaryota; Metazoa; Arthropoda; Insecta; Diptera; Culicidae. The transcript has 2 exons. Gene Ontology annotation, molecular function: carbohydrate derivative binding; L-glutamine:D-fructose-6-phosphate transaminase (isomerizing) activity. Bases 1073 to 3100 code for a protein of 675 amino acids. Gene Ontology annotation, biological process: UDP-N-acetylglucosamine metabolic process; carbohydrate derivative biosynthetic process; fructose 6-phosphate metabolic process. The record is from RefSeq and is a predicted model, not a curated record.
UGUUGACAGUCAGCUGACAUUCCAGAUACCGCUAUCCACGGUGUCAAGUUCGUGUUGUUUUUUUUCGCAAUCUCAAUACACUAUCAAAUGCGACCCAUUGAUGCAUGUACAACAAUACCCAUCAUCUAUCUUGAACAGAAGGAGAAACCGAUGAUAGCAGAAGACGAACGACGAAAGGAUUUGCUACACGUCAACAGUUCAGCGUCGGAAGAGAACAAGUGCAGUGACUCAAUAGUAGGUGUCGAUUACAUCAAAGUCCAGCGCCCAGUGUGUCCCCGAAGGAGAGAGCAUAGAACAUAGGUGCGCACAAAACCUGUUUGGUGUCUAGAAGAACAGGGAUACUAAGAGAUUCGCGAACCCGACAGAACCAAGUUCGGGUGGUGCCAGUCGGUAUAUAAAGCAUUCCGUCGUCAGUGAAAGUUUUCUCAGUGUCGAACCAAGACCGCAACGGAACGUACGGAGUACGCGCGCGCGACUUGGAAUACGGUUCAGGACUCGUAUUGCUGCCUUGAAGAGAACAAUCCGCCUUCGACGACAACCCCCGAAAGAGUGCGUGUGGCUGGCGACGGCGAGAGAAGAAACCUGAAACAACAAACCCAAAUCACAGUCGAUUGCUGCUGCCAGGUGAGAGGAGGUGGUCGACCACGAAGAAGUACGUGUGCGGAAAAACUGGUACCACUGACUCUGUUGGCGACUAGCAGCUAGCUGGUUGGACAAGUCCAAGCCGAGUGCGCGCGCGAGAGAAGGCUGCAAGCGUGGCUCCGAAAACUCCGCGCAAAGUCAUAAAGUGACGAUCCGUGCCAGACGGCUCAUUCGGUUGUGUUCCGUGUUCGCGAGAGGUUCAUCGUCGUUUUGCCUCGUUGGACUUGCGUUUUCCUUUCCCUCUAAGAAGACUUAGUACAUAGAUUAGUGCCGUAUCGGUUUGAGCAGCUCGUAUCGUGACAGUGUGUGCUUAAGUAAUAAACAUAGACAAUUGCCAGCGUGUGUUUUGCUUCGCUUUUUUUCUAUUGAAAGCGAGCACCUGAAGAAACGGAGAACGGACAAACACAGUUGUGUGUAAUCAACCGAUAAAAUGUGUGGUAUUUUUGCGUACUUGAAUUAUCUGACGCCAAAGUCGAGGCGCGAAGUUUUGGACCUGCUGUUGACGGGUCUGAAGCGUUUGGAAUACCGUGGCUACGACUCGGCUGGUGUUGCAGUAGACAGUCCGGAUCAGUCGGGGAUCGUCACCUUCAAGCGCACUGGAAAGGUGAAGGUCUUAGAGGAGUCCAUUAUCGACGCAACGAAGGACGGCAGUUUUAACGACAACAUUGAAUCACAUGUGGGUAUAGCGCAUACCCGUUGGGCAACUCACGGUGCCCCCAGUGCCGUGAACUCGCAUCCACAGCGUUCGGAUGAAACGAACUCGUUCGUGGUGGUUCACAACGGUAUUGUGACCAACUACAAGGACAUUAAGAAGUUCCUGGAGCUCCGUGGAUACGUAUUCGAAUCGGAUACGGAUACUGAAACCAUUGCCAAGCUGGUGCAUCACUUGUACGUCCAGCAUCCAAACUACUCGUUCAGAGAACUGGUUGAACAGGUUGUGCAACAGAUUGAAGGCGCCUUUGCUUUGGCCUUCAAAUCGAAGCACUUCCCAGGAGAAUGUGUUGUCACUCGUCGGGGCUCGCCACUUUUGGUUGGCAUCAAAGCGAAAACCUGCUUGGCCACAAACCAUGUCCCAAUCCUGUACGGCAAGGGACACCGUCAUGGAUCAACGGGCAACAUCCAGUUUGAACCGACUGCGGAUAAUACCUCGGACUUCAUCAACCCGGGCGAGGAAGUUGAAUACUUCUUUGCUUCGGACGCUUCGGCUGUUAUUGAACAUACCAACCGGGUUAUCUACUUGGAGGAUGAUGAUGUGGCUGCAGUUAAGGAUGGUGCUUUGUGUAUUCAUCGUUUGAAGAAGAGUUUGGAUGACCCACAUGCUCGUGAAAUCACAACAUUGAAGAUGGAAAUUCAGCAGAUCAUGAAGGGCAACUACCGCUACUUCAUGCAGAAGGAAAUUUUCGAACAGCCAGAAUCCGUAAUCAACACUAUGCGUGGACGUGUCAACUUCGAAUCAAUGAAAGUCACUCUCGGUGGAAUCAAGGACUACAUUCCAGAGAUUAAACGAUGCAGACGGUUGAUGCUGAUUGCUUGUGGAACUUCAUAUCACAGUGCCGUUGCUACCCGUCAGCUGUUGGAGGAACUGACUGAGCUUCCUGUGAUGGUUGAACUUGCUUCGGAUUUCUUGGAUCGUAACACACCUAUCUACCGUGACGAUGUUUGCUUCUUCAUCUCGCAAUCGGGAGAAACGGCUGAUACCUUGAUGGCACUGCGGUACUGCAAACAGCGAGGAGCUUUGAUCGUCGGAAUCACCAACACAGUAGGAAGUUCUAUCUGUCGUGAAUCACACUGCGGAGUGCACGUUAACGCUGGACCUGAAAUCGGUGUCGCUUCGACGAAAGCCUACACAUCGCAGUUCAUUUCGUUGGUCAUGUUCGCCUUGGUGAUGAGCGAGGACAGGCUAUCCCUUCAAGGACGACGAGAGGAGAUCAUCGAAGGACUUCGCCAAUUAGAUACGCACAUCAAACAAGUACUGAAACUGGACCAAAAGGUUCUGGAAAUCGCACAAGAUCUCUAUCAGCAGAAAUCGCUGCUUAUCAUGGGCCGUGGCUACAACUUUGCCACCUGUAUGGAGGGAGCUCUUAAAGUCAAGGAAUUGACGUAUAUGCACAGUGAAGGCAUCAUGGCCGGAGAACUGAAACAUGGACCACUAGCCCUCGUCGACGACACCAUGCCGAUUGUGAUGAUCAUCAUGAGGGAUCCCGUGUACGUCAAGUGCAUUAACGCCCUGCAGCAAGUCACUGCCCGCGAAGGACGACCAAUUAUCAUCUGUGAGGAAGGAGACUCGGAAACAAUGUCCCUGGGAUCCAAAUCCCUGGAGAUCCCACGCACCGUAGACUGUCUGCAAGGCAUCCUCACCGUCAUUCCCAUGCAACUGCUGUCCUACCACAUUGCAGUGCUACGAGGAUGCAACGUCGAUUGUCCUCGAAAUCUGGCCAAAUCCGUCACGGUGGAGUAAGCCGAAUCCCUUGGCAGAAAAAAUCCACAUUCUUACACGUCUACCAUGUACUUGUAGCAGUAUCAAUAUGCUUUUAUUUUUCUUAGAAGAUUAUGAAGGCGGUGAGUUGGUAGAGUUCUCACGUUUCUAACCGCGACAGAUUAGUUGACACAUUGUAAGACAAACAUUAAAAUGAUAAGUUUGGACGGAGCAGACGGGAACCGCAAGGGACGAUAGUGAUAUGGAAACAUCCACGUCUGCAAGGUGCAGUUGUUAUCUUGUCAGAGAAUCGCCAACCGAAAACGGACUUUGCAGAUGAUGCGAGCCCAUAGUACGUACCGAACAAGUGCAAUACCACUACCGAGAUGAAUCACACGCGAAAAGCCACUUAUCAACAGGGAAUUUCUCUCCCCUAUCUUGUCUACACAACGGCCGAACAACUUCCUGAGGGCGGCGUAAUCAGCAACCUAUACACACGGACGAACGGCUUAUGGAUGGAUGAAAAAGUGAACCUAAUUGAUGAUUGUAAUCGUGAAAAAUUGAUAGCAAAUGACACGAACACGCGAAAUCGAAUGACGAUCAUUACUUCCCGCUGCCAAUCGUGAUUGUGUAUGUAUUUGAUAAUCGAAUUCGAGAUAAAAAAAAAUGUUUAUUGUUUACUCUAGAAAAGGGACAUCUCAAAACCUCUUGAAAGUUGAGUCAAGUUUAUUUUUGUAACACCCCGAAAAAGUUCUGUUUUAUUAUUGUAUGUAUGUAAUUUGAACAAUAAAGUAUUAGUGCAUA